GACUAUGUCUGUUUUCACAGUUACAGUUGUAGACUUUAAUGCUAAUCGUUAACCAAAGGCUACUAUAAAAAUGAGCAGAUCUUAGCGUGUAGACCUACAGAAGCAGUUUGAUCAUUACAGAAGAAACAGGUGACUUCCCAGGAUGCCUCUGCGUUGUCGUGCCAGCCACAUGUUUCUGCUCUUAUGUGCUCUUUCCUUGUGUGUUGAGUCUGUGAGAGGCGGCACCAGCUUCCUCAGUCCUGCUCAGAAACCACAGGGUCGAAGGCCACCACGGGUAGGCCGAAGAGAUGUUGCUGAGCCAGAGAUCCCAGUGAUGAAAGACGAUGACCAAUUUGUGAUGAGCGCUCCGUUCGAACUGUCUGUGUCUCUGAGCGAAGCCGAGUUUGAGAAAUACGGUCCUGUGCUGCAGAAGGUUCUGGUCAAUCUUCUUAGUGAUUCCCCACUUGAAUUCUGACAAGAGCUAACAGUUCUACAAGACACAACUGCUUAUAAACCAUUAAAAAUAUUAUUGUAAAAGUAGAAAUUAUGUUGUAAUUUUCCAACACGAUUUAAAUUAAAGACCAAAAAAAGG
Molecule: messenger RNA, 571 nt
Organism: Puntigrus tetrazona (Sumatra barb)
Lineage: Eukaryota; Metazoa; Chordata; Actinopteri; Cypriniformes; Cyprinidae
Gene: ghrl
Product: ghrelin/obestatin prepropeptide
Exons: 5
Coding region: 143-454 (103 amino acids)
Cellular component (GO): extracellular region
Molecular function (GO): growth hormone-releasing hormone activity
Source: RefSeq, a predicted model, not a curated record